CUUGCAGACUAGAGAAUUAGGGUUUUGUUGAGAGCGGAAGAAUGGGGCACUCGAACGUGUGGAACUCCCACCCCAAGAACUACGGGCCUGGAUCUCGUACCUGCCGAGUGUGCGGGAAUCCUCAUGGGUUGAUCCGAAAGUAUGGACUGAUGUGUUGCAGGCAGUGCUUCCGUAGCAACGCCAAGGAAAUUGGCUUUAUUAAGUACCGUUAAGGAAUGAAUCGUUUUGUUUGGGCCUUCGUUGGGAGUCCCUGAAUUUGUGUUAGUAAUAGUUUUUUUCCCCUUUAUCUCUUGCAAGCA
Molecule: messenger RNA, 299 nt
Organism: Telopea speciosissima
Lineage: Eukaryota; Viridiplantae; Streptophyta; Magnoliopsida; Proteales; Proteaceae
Product: 40S ribosomal protein S29
Exons: 3
Coding region: 42-212 (56 amino acids)
Biological process (GO): translation
Cellular component (GO): cytosolic small ribosomal subunit; ribosome
Molecular function (GO): zinc ion binding; structural constituent of ribosome
Source: RefSeq, a predicted model, not a curated record